This is a messenger RNA of Orbilia oligospora ATCC 24927, 1926 nucleotides long. RefSeq lists its product as uncharacterized. NCBI's taxonomy places the organism in Eukaryota, Fungi, Ascomycota, Orbiliomycetes, Orbiliales, Orbiliaceae. The transcript has 2 exons. Bases 1 to 1926 code for a protein of 641 amino acids. The record is from RefSeq and is a predicted model, not a curated record.
AUGACGACUGCCUGGGAAGGUGCAGGCAAAUGGCGGCGGUCGAAGAGUCCCAAAUCAUGGAUCCAGCUUUAUGACACAAAAGCAUCCGCGGGUCGUCUUGCUAAGGGUUUAGCAAGAAGGCUCUGCGACUAUCUCACUUUCCUUUUCCUCUAUAUCUCCAACAUUACCUUCCGCCCACAUCAUAAACGCCAAACUUCUUUUACGACAAGUCUUAAAAUUUUCGCGACAAUUUUCUUAAUAUUUAAUAUACAAGUUUGUCGCAGCGAAGUCAUUGAUAUACUCGUGGGUCUGCGGGACGGGAGUUCACAGCUCGUCUUUACACCUGAAGUUGUAUAUCAGAAAGUCGGAGAGCAAGUUCGAUUUCAAUUCUAUCCGCAGAACCAUUCGGUCGCGCAGUCUUCUCUCGACAGCCCUUGCUCCCCGCUUGGAGGAGAAUCAUCCACAGCCGGAUUUUUCUCGGGUUUCAAUUUUGUUAAAAGCGUCGACCAGCAAAUUCCGACAUUUACUAUCAAUAUCUCUUCUGCAGAACCUAUCUAUUUUUACUGCGCGCAAGGAAGGCAUUGUCAGAGCGGCAUGGUGGGAAUAAUCAACCCUCCGAACUCUGACACCAUCAGUACUUUUAAAGCAACGGCGUCAAAGGUACCUUUUACGCAGGUACCUCUUACCCCGCCUACGCAAGACCUGCCGUCUCCGAAGUUUUCCACAACGGCUGCUGUACUUCCUGGAGCGACCAAUGGAGCCGACCCGCAGUAUAUCCCUAACACCCCUGUCCCAAAUUCAGCAUCCCAGAGUCCCAGUGGGUUGUCUACAAGUGGGUACAUAGCGGUCGCAGGUGUAGGGGUUCUUCUUAUCGGUGUCGCAGCAAUUGUCGCAUGGUGUGUGGUUCUCCGUAAACGUCAACGGAAAGAACGGGCGGAGAGAAGGACAGCCCAUCUGGAGCGGGAACGUAGAAGACAGAACCAGCGCCAGCAUCAGCACCGGGGCAAGGAAGUUUCCCCCCGAUCGGACCGCCAUGUGUACCGUAACGUCGACGGGGACGCGCAGAUGAUUGAUUUGGAAGCCCUGCGGGUGGAUUCCAGUCCUCAGAUAGCAUAUGCAUACAGCUUCACAAGGCCAUCCGUGACCUCUGGCCAAUCGAGUGGGGGUGGGGGUCUCCAACGCCACUCAUCCAUGCUUGUGCAACGGCCUAUAUCACACGUUUCACCAACUACCACCGUUCCAAACAGGCGCUUCUCAGCGAACGUUAAUACGAUGCCGGUACCUCAUAGAUCCCGGUCGUCGACCAUGUCGUCUUAUCAGCAUCAUCGUUUGUCGAUGCCGAAUUCGCAGUAUUCGCAUCAUCAGUCCGUAAGAACGUCGUACCAAGCGGCACCUUCAACUUCUCACUCGAGGCAUGCGCCAUCAAGACGACACUCUACAAUGUCAAUACCUGUUCAACAAAACAACCGUCAGUCGAUCCUACGAAAGCCUAGUCCUAGCAAGCAAGCGCGGUACGAAGAACUACAGAAGGCAAAGGCGGAGAAGAAAAAGGCGGAAAGCAGAAACUCGAUCCAACCCACGCCCAGUCCUGUACCUUCGAGUCGGUCAACGCCCUCACCGCACACGAUGCCAAAGGGGAAGUGGAAAAUCUUCAAGAAAUCGACAUACCGACGACGUAUGGAAGUUAGAGAAAUAGAUAUCCACGACGAAAAUCGCCAUAAGGGAUCUAUAUCUGGGGCUAGUAGCAAACCAACUCCCAGCAUGAUUAUAAAAGCCGCAUCAGAGAGGACGGGUAGUGUUAGCGCCAAUGGUGGUGAAGGGUCUGCAGGUGUAAGUAUGAGAACCGGGACCGCUACAACAACUGCGGACACUCAAACGAGUGCACGGGGGACAACUAGCCAUACGGUUGAUAGUAGGGAAAUGCGAGGUGGUGGAUCGAUUGCUUAA